This is a messenger RNA of Thalassophryne amazonica, 1733 nucleotides long. It is a transcript of the gene cfap210, whose product is annotated as coiled-coil domain containing 173. The transcript has 9 exons. Bases 99 to 1733 code for a protein of 544 amino acids. Lineage: Eukaryota; Metazoa; Chordata; Actinopteri; Batrachoidiformes; Batrachoididae. The record is from RefSeq and is a predicted model, not a curated record.
UGUUGGUUUGGUUUGUGUAACGCUAAAAUACAGGAUAAAGUUAGUGUUUAUCCAAAGUUAUAAUGUCGCACUGCUCACUUUUGUUUCAUUAGCGGUGAAUGGCAGCGCAGGACGGUCGAAGGAGAUUAUCCAGUAAGACAGCUGAGCAAGCUCACAAGAUGAUCCAACCACCGGAUCUCAGUCACGUCACCAUCUUACCGAAAGCUGAAUGGCUAAGGAUUCAAGAUGAAGCAAACAGGGCUAAUAAAGACAAGGACACUGUGAGAGAGGCAGUAAAACGGAGAGAGGUGCAGCACCUACAAUCCAAAGAGCUGGUCAAACUGUGGACCAACACAGAAGCUGGGCAAAGGCAAAAGAGGCUUGAAGCAAAGAAGAUUCAGGCACAAAAUGAGGAGGAGCGAAAGAAACUGAUAGAUAUAGAAGAGGCCAAAUAUCAGGAACAGAAGAGAAAAGAAGCUGUUGCAAAAGCCAAGACUCAGAUAUAUUCUCAAACUGACCGUGUCAAAGAAUUACACUGUGCACUCUUGCUGUCAGAAGUUCUGAAAGAAAGAGAGGUCCAGAUUGAACAGAAAAAAAGGCUAAAGAAUGCAACUAAAAAUGUAGACAAAGAAUUUAUGGCUAUGGUGAAGUCCAGAGAUGAUGAAGCCUUGAGAUUGGAGCAGGAGAAAACACUUCAGAAAAGGCGUGCACAUGAAGCUUUGGCAGAGAAACUCAGAAUGAGGAUAGAAGAAAAGGUGCAAGAAAGAGAGCGACAGAAGCUGGAGGACAAGAAAGAAGGAAAAGAAAUCCAGCACAUUAAUGAACUUUACCAAUGGGAACAACUCAUGGAGAAUGAAAGACGAGCAAAGGAGAAGAAAAGCCUCAUGCAAGCUCACCUGGAACAUAUUAGUAAUCGAGACAUCCUACGAGCUGCAGAAGCACAAAAACUGCAGGCAGAAGAGGAGCAAAGAAAACUUUUUCUCUCUACCAAACAAAAAAUGAUGAAGUUGAGGAACGAUAAAGAAACGGAGCUUUUGCGAGAGGCUGAGGCGCUUCGAGACAGAAUCAUGGACAAACUAACAGUGACGCAGCGCGAGCAAACCGACAGUGAGGAGCAGAGAAUCGCAAAGGCUGUCGCUGAGCAGGAAGCAAAGGAGGCACAGCAGCAGAGGCAUGAAGAGGAGCAGAGGGCUGCAAUCAUAAGGUCUAUUGCUGCUCACAGAGAGUUCAUGCGACAGGAAAAGGAAAAGCAGCUGAAGCUACAACAACAGAAAGAUAAAGAUGUGCUUCUGGCCAAGCAAGAAGCCGACAGGAUCUAUACUGAGAAACAGCAGCUAAAGGCUCAAAAGAUGAAGGAAAAUGGCAAAAAAAUCCAAGACUUCAACAUGAACCAAGUGGCUGAAAAAUGUGCCAAACAACAACAGCUGAGGAGAGAUCAACAUGCGCUUGAAACAAAGAAUGCAGAACUCCUCGCUGAAGAAGAAAGACACUUUCAAGCAUAUACAAAGAAUUUAAUUGACAAAGCAGUGGAAGCGGAGAGAAAUGUCAUUCCACUUAACAAAGCUGCACGUGAAGGGUUUGGUGGAGGGUCUGGGCCCAUCUUCAGUGGUCUGAGGCCGAGCUACCUGGUUCAGGACAUGACCGGUGCUCAGAUGCCAAACUAUAGCUCCAGUACGACCAAGAAUAUUAAAGAGAUGAAUGAGGCUGUAGAUAUUCAAGAAGGAAAGAAGAGACUUGGGUUUACAUGGCAGUAA